CGUCGGUAAAUCGUCAUUUCGAGUGCAUGCAUUGACCAAAAUCUCGCCAGUUUCGGGAAUUUGAAGACUGGAAUGUUCUUCCUCUGGUUUUGAUUCUCCCGCUGCAGAACCUGGUUUUGCUUUUACUGCAUAUCCAGGUCAGAUAACGAAAAGUAGCUUGAUUUCCAAGGAAUAUAUUAACCAUCCUUCUGAAUCUACAUUCAUUUACUCUCUGAAAUUGUUCGCUUCUUUGGAGUCUGGAGGAAGUGGUACUUACAGUUUAACGAAAUGCCUUCGAAUCACUUGCUUCUUGAGGAACCGAUUAGGAUGGCUUCCAUUUUGGAGCCUUCAAAGGAUAGCGUCUUGCCGACAAUGACGAAGAUCGUUGGUACUUUGGGCCCUAAGUCCCGAUCUGUCGAAGUUAUUUCUGCCUGUCUAAGGGCUGGAAUGUCUGUUGCUCGGUUCGACUUUUCAUGGGGCAGUCCUGAUUACCAUCAAGAAACUUUGGACAAUUUGAAGGCGGCUGUUAAGAACACCAACAAACUUUGCGCUGUUAUGCUGGAUACAGUGGGUCCUGAGAUCCUGGUUGUAAACAGAAAUGAGAAAUCUAUCUCUCUUAAGGAAGAUGAGUUGGUUGUUUUGACACCCAAUCAAGAAAUAGAUGCGUCUUCGGAGGUGCUGCCUAUAAGUUAUAAUGGACUUUCAAAGGUCGUUAAGAAAGGAGACACCCUAUUUCUUGGUCAGUACCUCUUCACUGGAAGUGAAACAACUUCUGUCUGGCUGGAGGUCUCCGAAGUGAAAGGAGAUGAUGUUCUUUGCUUGGUAAAGAACUCUGCCACGUUGGUUGGAACAAUGUACACUUUGCAUGCAGCUGAAAUUCGCAUUGAUCUUCCAACACUUACUGACAAAGAUAAGGAGAUUAUAGCGACGUGGGGAGUAAAAAACAAGAUUGACUUCCUCUCUCUCUCACAUGCUAGACAAGCGGAGGAUGUUCGCCAAGCUCGACAAUUUCUUUCUAAGCUAGGCAACCUUAGCCAAACUCAAAUCUUUGCGAAGAUUGAAAGCGUUGAGGGAUUAACCCAUUUUGAUGAGAUACUACAAGAAGCAGAUGGUAUUAUUCUUGCUCGUGGCAAUUUGGGGUUAGAUCUUCCUCCUGAGAAGGUAUUCUUGUUUCAGAAAACUGCCCUUCAUAGAUGUAAUAUGGCUGGAAAGCCCGCUGUUUUGACUCGUGUGGUAGACAGCAUGACUAGCAACUUGAGACCUACACGUGCAGAAGCUACUGAUGUUGCCAAUGCUGUACUUGAUGGAAGUGAUGCAAUUCUUCUUGGGGCUGAGACAUUGCGUGGAUUAUAUCCAGUAGAAACCAUUUCAACUGUUCGUAGAAUAUGCGCUGAGUCGGAGAAGGUUUUCAAUCAAGACUUUUAUUUCAAGAAGGCAGUCAAGCGUACCGGGGAGCCAAUGUCACACUUAGAAUCUAUUGCCUCCACAGCUGUUAGGGCAGCCAUUAAAGUGAAGGCUUCCGUGAUUAUAUGCUUUACUUCAACUGGAAGGGCUGCUAGAUUAAUUGCAAAGUAUAGGCCAACGAUGCCCGUUAUAUCUGUUGUCAUUCCAAGGCUGCAAACAAAUCAAUUAAAGUGGAGUCUGAGUGGAGCAUUUGAGGUAUGCAUAUUGUUUUGCAACUGUUAACAGUCUUUUAAGAUU
Messenger RNA from Cucurbita pepo subsp. pepo (vegetable marrow), 1680 nucleotides. The record is from RefSeq and is a predicted model, not a curated record. NCBI's taxonomy places the organism in Eukaryota, Viridiplantae, Streptophyta, Magnoliopsida, Cucurbitales, Cucurbitaceae.